AGACAGCUGUAUGGAUGGGCUUCCCGGCCUGGUCCUCAGCAUGGCACUUUCUAGAACCAGCCCAUUUUGCUUGGUUCUGUUUUUCAAAAAGGUGAAACUGGGGUGGGGCCAAAAGGAGGGUGAGAGACAGGAAGCUAACAGACUAAGCCAUGACUCUAUUCUAUAAAAACAGCUACAAAGGACAUCAAUAAGAGUAAAUGGAAGUUAUGGCCAGAGGAUCCCAGCAGGCAACAUGACUAAAAAGAAGCAGGAGAAUCUGGGUGUCGCUCUAGAGAUCGAUGGGCUAGAGGAGAAGCUGUCCCAGUGCCGGUGGGACCUGGAGGCCAUGAGCUGCCGGCUCCACAGGGCAGAGCUGAGCCCCGAGGACAGCAGGUCUCUGGAGGAGGAGAGAAACAGCCUAAUGAAUAGAGCUUCCAACUAUGAGAAGGAGCUGAAGUUGCUUCGGCAGGAGAACUGGAGGAACAUGCUGCUCUCGGUGGCCAUCUUCCUCCUCCUGGCCCUGCUGUACGCACACUGGACCAUGUGAGUCGGGUUCUUCCGGACCAAGUGGGCCCUCGAAGCCUUCCGUGCACCAGGCACACUUGGGCAUUCAGCUGAGUCCCCGUGGCCCGGGCCCAGGUUUUGGAAGGAGGGUGCUGGCUCCCCCUCAGCCCGAGUGACAGGCAAUAAAGAACA
Molecule: messenger RNA, 675 nt
Organism: Octodon degus (degu)
Lineage: Eukaryota; Metazoa; Chordata; Mammalia; Rodentia; Octodontidae
Product: coiled-coil domain-containing protein 167-like
Exons: 2
Coding region: 233-526 (97 amino acids)
Source: RefSeq, a predicted model, not a curated record